Messenger RNA from Saccharomyces eubayanus, 1287 nucleotides. It is a transcript of the gene MRPL35, whose product is annotated as mitochondrial 54S ribosomal protein mL38. The transcript has a single exon. The record is from RefSeq and is a predicted model, not a curated record. The coding region runs from base 1 to 1287 and encodes 428 amino acids. Lineage: Eukaryota; Fungi; Ascomycota; Saccharomycetes; Saccharomycetales; Saccharomycetaceae.
AUGCGCAUACUGGUUUAUAUAAUGGUUCCACCUUUUAAGUCUAUUUACUGUCGUUGUCGCUUGAAAAUUGUCUGGGCUCAAACGGAACGGAAAGACCCAACUAGACAAGACAAUCAUAAUUCAAUAAUGAGAUAUAGCUACACGAUUAGUCAAAGAUUAGACAUAGUAACGAAGGUCAUGUCCAAAACCAUGUUGCGAAGAUCCAUUCAUACCACAAGGAUUCUCAAAAACUCCAAUGCUGCUCCACACAUUUGGUCAGACUUCUCCAAGAGACCUAGCUCACUUUCCAUUCAAUCUCCUAAAGUGAAAAAUUAUCUUUUCCAAGAGAAGCCUUAUCUUGACCCUCCAUCUAUCAAAAGAAGAAGCAAUCGUAUCAAGUAUUCAUCUCCAGAACACAUGGAUGAAAUCUUUAAGAUGAGUUAUGAUUUCCUUGAACAAAGAGCUAGUAAGUUUUACGACUUGGUAAAUAAGACAAAGAAUCCCUUGAAGCGGGACACACUUCUCACAAAAGCGGAGAUUAAUAAUCCUGAAGUGCAGUACAACUUCCAGUUUAAUGAUAAACUGGACAACAUCAAAUCAAUAAUUGAUUACGAUGUACCAGUAUACAGGCAUCUGGGGAAACAACAUUGGGAAUCGUACGGUCAGAUGUUAUUGAUGCAAAGAUUAGAAACUCUAGCAGCCAUUCCCGAUACGCUGCCCACUCUGGUGCCCCGAGCAGAAGUGAAUAUCAAAUUUCCUUUUUCAACUGGUGUUAAUAAAUGGAUCGAACCUGGUGAAUUUUUGUCCUCCAAUGUCACAUCUAUGUGUCCUGUCUUGAAGGUUCAAGAAUACGACCACGUGGAUGUUGAAAGACAACUGUAUACGAUACUGGUUGUCAAUCCUGAUGUCCCCGAUUUAAACAACGAUUCGUUCAAGACGGCCCUGUGCUACGGAUUGGCAAAUAUCAAGUUGAGUUACAACGAUAAUUUGAUAGACCCGAGAAAGUUUAACAGUUCUAAUAUUCUUGCUGACUAUUUGCCUCCAGUGCCUGAAAAAAAUGCUGGAAAACAAAGAUUUGUCGCUUGGGUAUUCAGACAACCUUUGUCUGAAGACGGCCAGAAUUCUCUCGAGGUUAGCCAAGAGGAUAUUAAUAGAGACGAGUUUGAUAUUAGACAGUUUACCAAGAAAUAUAAUUUGGACCCCAUCGGUGCACACAUAUGGAGAAGUGAAUGGGAUGUCAACGUCGCCGUUGUUAGAGAAAAAUAUGGCCUCCCUCCUGGAAGAGUUUUCAGCAGGGUCAGAAGGUGA